GUAAUACUCAAUAUAUUUUUUCACCAGGAAAACAAUCGAUGCUGGUCAAGGAAAAUACCAUCGAAGAAUCCUCGGAAGCGGAGGAAAUGAUGGAGGAGGAGUAUGUGGCGGCACACGAACACGCAGCUCCCCCGAGACGCUCGCUUCGGCAUCGAUCCCCCAAUAAGCGGUACACCGAGGGGUUUGUUAAUACCCCCUCGAAAGCCGGUCGACGAAGAGCGGAACCGGAAUCGGAGGAAGCCGAGAGUGAGCAGGACCAGUCGGAAGGCGAGUGGCAAAUGGACGAACUGGUGGGGAAGGUCAAAGCGACCACCCUUUUCGAGGACCGACUGGACGUGGAAGGGCAAAAGAUUUUCGGCUUCCGAACGCCAAGGAAGCGAGGCUCGAUGAAUGUGCUGGCCGCAUCGAGUGUCCACCGGACGCCCACGGUUGGGACACCCACCACCGGGAGGAAAAGCAUCAGCAAGCUGGCGGUGGCUACGCCGAAAACUCCCAAAACUCCAACGGCGGCCGGACGGAGGAAAAGCAAGGUUGAUUUGGCCAAAACGCCGCACCGGGAGCGGACCAAGCUGAAGAAAAAUAUCAAAAAAAUCGUGCAGGACGAAUCAGGUUCGGAUUUUACGGCCAGCGACAGCGAAUAUGUUCCGUCGUCCGAGGAAGAUGAAGACGAUGAGCAUGAAGAUGAUGAAAAGGAAGAAGAAGAUGAAGAUGAUGAGGACGUGGAAGAAGCGGAAGAGGCCAAACCAAAGCGACCAGUCAUCCGGAACCAGUUGGGAUCGAUCGAUAUCGCUCCGGAGAAAGUUGGACCUUCUACUCCAGUACUGUCUGGUCAGCGUGUCAGCAGUCGUAUCCAAAGUCGCCGGAAGGCCAAUCUGGACUACGUUCUGCAGAGCGAUGACUACUUUACAUCACAUGGUUCGUCCAAAGUUGUCACAUCGGAUUCGACUUUGGACCGACUGAAGACUCCUCGAUUGCCUCACGAUCAGCUGUUCCGGUUACUUAAGGAACUUCAGGGUUCUAAGGAACAUCAAAAAGCCAUUAAAAAGUUGCACGAGGAGUACGACAGCUACUUCACCAAGUGGCUCUUGCUGAUGAACGAAGGCUACAACAUCCUCCUGUACGGAUUGGGAUCCAAGCGAAAUCUCCUGCAAUCCUUCCACAGCAAAAUGCUUGCCGACAAACCCGUCAUUGUGGUAAAUGGCUUCUUCCCCACCCUCACCAUCAAAGACAUCCUGGAGGCCAUAACCAGUGACAUACUAGAUCUCAACGUGCACAGUGCCAACUUUCACGAGCUGGUGGACAUCAUCGAGGAGGAGUUCAGCUACCUGCCGGACACGCACCUGUUCCUGAUAGUUCACAAUCUGGACGGAACCAUGCUGCGGAACAACAAGGCCCAGAACAUUCUGGCACGGUUGGCCAAGAUCGACAACAUCCAUCUGCUAGCUUCGAUCGAUCACAUCAAUACUCCGCUCAUCUGGGACUCAUCGAAGCUGAGCUACUACAACUUCUCCUGGUGGGACGUCACGACGAUGCUCCCCUACUCGGACGAAACCGCCUUCGAGAACUCGCUGCUGGUGCAGAACUCCGGUGCCCUGGCCCUAUCCUCCAUGAAGAACGUGUUCCAAUCGUUGACGUCCAACUCGCGCGGAAUAUUCUUGGCCAUCGUGCGCUACCAGCUGGCCAACAAGGGCAACCCGCACUAUCCGGGCAUGCUGUUCAAGGAUCUGUACUCGAGCUGCCGGGAGGCAUUCCUGGUAAGUUCGGAUUUGGCGCUGCGAGCGCAGCUGACAGAGUUCAUCGACCAUAAGCUGGUUCGGAUGAAGCGAACCGUUGACGGGGCGGAGAAUCUGCUCAUUCCGAUCGAGCACGGACUGCUGCAGCAGUUUGUGGAGGAGAACGAAGAGUCGUAGCCUUUUGCGGGAAGGUAAGUGGUAACAGUUAUUAGACCUGUUUGGCUAUAUUUAUUGCUUGAAAGUACAAUCCUGGGAGGGCUGAUAACAUUAUUAAAUCGAAUUUUGUUAAGUAACA
This is a messenger RNA of Aedes aegypti (yellow fever mosquito), 2028 nucleotides long. It is a transcript of the gene Orc2, whose product is annotated as origin recognition complex subunit 2. Gene Ontology annotation, cellular component: nucleus; nuclear origin of replication recognition complex. Gene Ontology annotation, molecular function: DNA replication origin binding. The coding region runs from base 39 to 1910 and encodes 623 amino acids. The record is from RefSeq and is a predicted model, not a curated record. NCBI's taxonomy places the organism in Eukaryota, Metazoa, Arthropoda, Insecta, Diptera, Culicidae. The transcript is spliced from 3 exons. Gene Ontology annotation, biological process: DNA replication.